Molecule: messenger RNA, 11601 nt
Organism: Nomia melanderi (Alkali bee)
Lineage: Eukaryota; Metazoa; Arthropoda; Insecta; Hymenoptera; Halictidae
Product: dipeptidase 1
Biological process (GO): proteolysis
Molecular function (GO): metallodipeptidase activity
Source: RefSeq, a predicted model, not a curated record
CGCCGAGUGCGCAACGGCUCCGAACCUUGUCUCCCGGACCUCUCGUUCACGUUCGACGACGGUGGUGAUAUAUGCUCGUUCUGCGUAACCGUCCGUCCGUUCGUUCGUCCGUUCGUUCGGUUGGUGAUCCUCCCUCGGUGAAUGUACACGGACGCCGUGAGGGGCAAGUGCGACGAUCAUCGUACCAGCAGUGAACACUCGGAUGAACGUAGUACGAGAGGCGGCCGCGACUCGGCCAUCGGCAUGUGCACGUUAGGUCCCGGCCGGGGGUCAGCUCGCUUAGUCUAGGGGCCGUGACGUGGGAGUGACGAUGGACACGCUUGAAGAGUGUCCCGCGACAGAGACGAGGAACGUGGCGACGGUUGUGGACCGCGUGAGGAUGCAGUGAUCGAAGUGCGCUGAAGGCAGAGAGCGGGACCGACGGGGAGGACGAUGCAUCACUCCGGUGGUACUGGUUACGGGACCGGGCCCCAGGAGCGAGUGCACCAAGCGCCGCGAACUGCCGGCCAACCUGACAAGUGUCCCUACGAGACCUACCCGGCGCAGAUACCGGAUUGCUGCGCCGCAGCGGCCGCGGUGCAGGAUCCGUAUCCACGACCGCCGAGCGGAUAUGACGGCAGGUGCUACGACGAGUGUCAUCGCAGGACUCCCUAUCAGGAGGACACCUAUACCCAGGAUGUACCCCCCACUUUCCAUCGGCCCCAGUCCAGGCUGGGAUACGAGGAGCGUCCCCAAUCUCGUGUGGGAUAUACCUCGGAUUCCAGGUGCGCCAGUGGACUCGGGUACGACGACACUGGCGGGGGUUACCUUGACCAAAGUGAUCCGAGGAUGUAUUGUACCAGUGGUUAUUGCAUGGGGGAUACCAUGAUGGCCAACAGCAGAGGUGUCUGCGGCGAGGAGGUCGAGCUAGACAUGCGGAGGCACAUUCAGGCAUGCGCCUGCACCUGCAACCACAUGGGCUACGGGAAUUACAUGGACUAUCAGACGACGUGCCUAACAGAACUGCCAGACGUGGCACCGUGCAAUGGCACAGUGCGACUGCCACCGCCCUGCGAGGAUUCACCUAGCAGCGGCAGCAGCAAAGAUUGCAGGGAGGAAAGUCCUCGCAGAAGAUGCCGAGUAUUAGCGCCCAUCUUGCUGUUAGUGGCGGCCCUGCUUCUCGGCGGACUUUGUCUACCGUUGCUUCUACAAUCCGCGCCUGUUACGCACCAGCAAAGGCUGGACGUGAUCAGGAGGAUUCUCACUGAAGUGCCUCUGAUCGAUGGGCACAACGAUUUGCCCUGGAACGUCAGAAAGUUCGUACACAAUCAGCUCGGCGAGGUUAAUCUGAGCAGCGACCUCGGCAGGGUUGAUCCUUGGGCCAGAUCAGAAUGGAGUCACACGGACAUUCCUAGAUUACGUGCUGGUCUCGUCGGUGCACAGUUUUGGUCCGCCUACGUUCCAUGCGGCGCAGCUCAGUUGAAUGCAGUUCAACUUUCCUUGGAACAAAUCGACGUGAUCCGCCGACUGGCCGAGAUGAAUGCUCAACAUUUAACUUUGGUUACCUCCGUCAAAGGUCUUAUCGAGGCGCAUCGAGAAGGCAAAAUCGCAAGUCUUAUCGGAGUAGAAGGUGGUCACUCCCUUGGGAAUUCGCUGGGCGUUCUCAGGACAUUUUACGGCCUGGGUGCGAGAUACCUUACCUUGACGCAUACCUGCGAUACUUCCUGGGCAGUCUGUUCAGUUCGCGAGACGAACAGUUCGCAGGACUCAACGCCAGGCCUCAGUGAGUUUGGAAAGGCAGUUGUCAGGGAGCUAAACAGACUGGGAAUGCUAGUGGACCUCUCUCAUGUCUCGACAAGGACUAUGAGGGCGGCCUUGCAGACGACGAGGGCACCGGUGAUUUUCUCUCACAGUGCUGCCAGGGCACUCUGCAAUUCCACUAGAAACGUGCCAGACGACGUGCUCAGAAAUCUGGCUAAAAACGGGGGAGUGGCAAUGGUUCCGUUUUAUACAUACUUCAUAACGUGCAACAGCACCGCCACCAUAAAAGAUGUUAUUGCGCACAUCAAUCACAUCCGAAAGGUGGCAGGGAUCGACCACGUUGGAAUAGGAGCCGGCUUCGACGGGAUAAAUUUCACACCGACCGGUUUAGAAGACGUAUCCAGGUAUCCUCAGCUGUUGGCUACGCUGCUGGAAGACCCGACAUGGACGGAGGACGACAUUAAAAAAUUAGCUGGCCUCAAUUUACUGAGGGUAUUUGCUAAAGUCGAGCAGGUACGCGACGAAUGGCACAGAGCGGCAGUUUUGCCGGUGGAGAAGAUCAGUCCGCCCGACAACUCUGCCUGCGUCUACGGAGCAUCUUGAUCUUCUUUGAGGACAUUCGUAGCAGGAUCCCUCGAUUUUGUACGAUCGCCGAAGGUUCGACACGUCUCACGGAACUAUAGGACCUUGUAAACGUGCGGGCUGGAUCAACUGAAAGAUCACUUUUCCCUGAUAGAAUCUUUUCGACUUUUCCGGGAAGUUCAAUCGCGCCUUAUGAAAGAUGAAAAAUUGAACGAAGAUGAAGGAUCCAUCUGUGAAACUGAUAAGGGCGAGACUGUGGAAAAAGCAAUCGCUCUCAGGACACGUUCAGGUUUUUUCACGCUGCAUCCUCUUGUUAGAAAUCCCCGUAGAUUUAUCGGUGAAACUUCGAGCCGUAAAUAUGAUUUACUAUUAUCCUUGUUAUAUCCAUUUACAGAUGUAUUUUUUAAGCAAAAGGAAAACCACAAAAAGAAUAUAUCUGUAUCGUUUCGCGGAGUCGUAAACCUUGCGAAACCUCUAGAAGAUAAAACGAGAGUUUAUCAUUGAUUAUCGAUUAAUUUAUCAUAAUUCAAAAGUCAUUAUUGCGUUACGAUUGAAACCAAAUGUAAUUCCAAAAAAUAGUUUUACCAGAAGGAACAUAUAUAUGAUAGUUUCGAGGAAUGAAUAUUCAAAUAGUAACAAUUUAUGAAUUAUUCAGAAUCAUUUCGAUUGAAGGCUUCAUUGAGACUGAGCCAGUCCUGAGAACGAGGAUAAUGAAUAAUUUUAAACGUAAGAAAAGCGUUCCUAAAUGAAUAACUCGUAUUGACGCGGACAAUCGAGGCGGCCAAAAUGCUUGCACGGGGAGAAUAUAUUUCGAGCCGAGAGUAUCCGUGGAAACGUAUCCUCUCGAUAAUCUCGAGCGAAUCCAGUAAGUGUUUUUCAAUACCUCUACCUUCGAAUAAUUUUAGAAGAUCCGAAGUGAUGGAUGCUAAUGGUAAGGGACACGCGUUCAAAUGCAAAUCAAGGGAGAGUUGCAUUAAUCGGAGUUUAAUAUAAGCCGGACCCUCGAGUUUCUUUAUUUUCGUAUAAUUCCAUGCAUGAGUUGUUACCGGAAGGAUUAGUGAUAAAAUCGACAAACAGAAAAAGAAAAAAUAUGAGGAAAUUAAAGUAACGAAGACUAACUAACGCUAAAGAUAGAUGAAUUAUCGCUGACUAUUAUCGUUAGGUUCUUAUCGCUGGGAAAUAUAAUUCUUUUCUAUUCACGAUAGGCACGUAAAUGAUCCAAUUAUAUUCGAGAUGGUAACUCUAUAAAGAAUUUCGGUUUUACGUUCGGUUGUCUUAUCUCCGUUGGUAUGCUUGCGCCAAAAUAUAGUGUCGAAUUAAUAAGUGCGCUUAAGACCAAGAAAUUAAACGGAGGAAACGAAGAAAAAUCCAAAAGAAAAACGACGAGGAAUAAAAAUUUGUAACGUUCCAUUAGGAGUUCACUGGCAGCUCGCGUAGAUCAGUUAAUCGCGUACGUUCAAUGAUUUACGGCUUCUAGUGUUUAUAUAUUUGCAAGGGAUAUCGUUGAUAUAUUAACGCUCGUCUGUAAGACCAUCGAAGAAAGACUUGUUCGUCGACUUUAAAUUACGCAUGAAUCGAUCGCUGGAUCUUUCCGACUUUCCGACUGAAAUCUUCAGAACUACAUAUUACUAAAGCGUUCGUUGUAACGGGACUCGUAAUACGCAUGCAUGACGCGAUUAUUUCAGGAUACUGCUUGUUUGUUUAUACGCUUGUUGGGACUGGCGACUGUCCGGAUAUCUUUCCUAUUCGAAUAUCCAAAUCGAAUAUUCUUUCAAGUGCCAAUGAAAUUCGGCGAGGUCAAUUAUAAAAUUCGAGACAAAAGCAAAUGAAUUUGGAUAAUUAAGUUCGUUGACAAUUUUACCUACUCUGACGUGUAAUUAAUAUUAAUUGGUUUCAUAUAUUACUCUUUAUUUUUCUAAAAUGAGAAAUAUAUUAUUUCUGAGCUUUAUUCAAUUUUACAAAUAAAAGCAAAUGCAUUACGUUGUGCCUGUUUAAUGAUUUUGUCUCUUAAUUUUCGCGUCAUUUAAAUAUCCGGAGGCAUGGAAUUAUUCGGUUUUUGUAAACAAAAUUCUGCUCUUGAAUAUUAAAUGAUUAUGACUAAUGGAUCCAUUGAAUAUGUAUUCUUUGUAUUAAAAUCGUUUUAAUUAUUUCAUCGAAGGAUACGUUAAAUUGAAUGUUCUCCCUCUGUAAUGAUGUCUGGAAAUGAACAGUACGUUUACAAAAACAGUCAAAGAUUAAAGGUAGAAACGACAUCUAUCAACCCUUUGUAUUCUGAUACCACUUUAAACUACCAUUAUAAUUAAAGCGCUGCCAUAUAUUCUCCAUUUUCGCUUAAUUCACAGUACACCCAGAUAUAUUUAUAACCAAGUAAUUGAAGAGCAUUCAUUCUUAACAUAUGUAUUAUUUAAACGACCUUAAAAUGCUUCGAAUAAAGGCAGCAUUAAAGGACAAAAAUAAGAAUUCAGAACGUAAAGAAUUAAGAAGGAAACGUUGCUUUGCGAUUCGUCUGUAGGACCACCGGGGACUUUUAAAAAGAAACUCUCUGGAGUAAAAUUCACGAAACGCCACGGAGCAUUAUGCAAUUUUAAGCAUGUCGACACAGCCUCAUUACAGAGAAAGAACACCAUUCAUUUUUGUGUAGCUUUUUAACACUUUCGUAAGAUCAUUCAAUAACGGAUCUCCGUUAAUAUUAGACUACAUUAAUUUUUCAUUGGAAUCGAUCGGAAUACUUAAAUUUUCUAUUACGGAUAUUCGAGUAUCGCUAUAAAGAACCAGAACGAAAGGAAGCAUCCGGAUAAAUCGUCGCUAUUCAUUUUUGUUUAGCUUUUCAACGCUUUAGAUCGUUUAAUAACGGAUCUGUUAAUGUCAGACUACAUUAAUUUUUCAUUGGAAUCGAUCGGAAUGCUUAAAUUUUUCAUUACGGAUAUUCGAGUGUCGCUCGACUGUAAAGAACCAGAACGAAAGGAAGCAUCCGGAUAAAUCGUCAGGACCUGUUAUUACGAUCACCAAUGUUAAACACUGCCAAGCCACUUUAUACUGAACCAUUCCGACACGAGAAAAUUGUAAUCGCUAACCCCGUUUCGGUACAGUAGCCGAGAGAGUAGCAAUAAACCUUAGCCGAUAAAUCGUCGAUGAAAGCAUAGAUCGCAGAACGGAAGCAAAUACACUUGGGGGAAUAUUUCUACGAGCGUAGAAAAAGAAUCCAGAUCUUCGAGACGUUACUUAUUGUUAAACAGUCAGCGAGUAUCGAGACACACACACACACCAUCUAGUUUGCCAAUCGCUCUCGGACCUUGUCCAGGGUUAUCCUAGAUUUGCCGGACGAAACGAACACAAUGCGGAUGAUUUUAAUUGGAUGGAAGAGGGACGAGGAAGAAAAAACACGCUGUAUAAAUAGGAAGAUAAAUAUCGAAUCAAUCGUGACUGCGAUUAUUGUAAAUAUACAGACCACCUCAAAAUUCUUUCGCCAGUGGAAACGCGAGAAUCUUUUCCAUCGAACGGGAAUCGAGAAUAUUUGUAUCUUUCUCGGGUUUGAGAUCUCGUUUUUCGAAGUGCAAAGAAACCACGUCGAGAAUGUAUUUCAAUAUUUUUAUAAUUUUAUAACUUACGAUCAAUUAUAUUUUAGUUUUGUUGUACUAUAUAGUUUCUUAUGGAUGCUAACCUCUGAACGUAAUAGAAAAAUGUUGUCUUGUACAAUAUUGAAAUGAAUGUUGCCAGUAACGAGUGCCUAUCCUGUUGUCGACUUUUGUUCGUUUACUUCUCUAAUAGUAAUAAGUAAACGUGUUAAGUGGAUUUGUUAAAGGUAUACAGUGAAAGCAGUUUAGAGGGUAAAUUCCUGUCAAAUUCAUUGAUAAUUUUAUACGGUUUAUUAUGCAAUGUUGUAGUAAUAGAACAGACUGAUUACAUUUAAUAAUUGUACCUUCUCAAUCGCUGCGUUUAAUAAUGGAAAUUGAAUUUGUUCUCGUAUACAUUUGUAAAAGUUUUCAAUGGAAAAUUAAUGCCACUGAAGUGUCGUUUUAUACUUAUGUGAGUAGACGAAUCUUUUACAAGUAAAAUAGAAGAAAUUAACCUGUAAAUAAUAUAAUUUUGAAGAUACAAUGUAAUGUAAGACAAACGUAGUACAUUUUGACAUUUAUUUUUUAAUCCGUGUCGUGUAAAAUGACGUCUUAAGUAUUCUCCAAUUUCACACGAAUUACACCACAAUCCAAUUUCGUCGAAACUAUUAACAUUGCGAAAAUAUUAAUUAAUAUUAGAAAUUUUAAUCGAAACUUUCGUCUCUUAGUAUAUAUUUUAAUUUCCAUAUUGUGCCAAGUUUUGGCUUUCACUAGCAAAAAUUUGCAAUUAAUAUUUAGCGCAAAGAAAUGGAAUUGAAAAAUAAUUUAUUAACAUUAAAUUAUUAACUGUUCGCGAAGAGUAUUUACUCUGCAUAAUUGUAGUUCACUGCUUUUAAAUUUUAGUAAACGACAUUCUACACUAAUACUCUAGCCGACAUUUCGAAUUCUACACAAGCGAACAGAAAUAUCCAUGAUACGUUAUCUACGAACAUUAAGAUUCACUUUUAUGUCGCCAAAUGUUUCCUCGCAUCUAAGACUGUAAGAAACAACAGAUUUUUCUACUAUGUUUAGACAAACAAUUCCAUUUAAUCGCCCAGUAAACGUGUUUAAAAUUGUCGAAGUAAAAGCAACGUAUACCUUUGCGGCGAUUACUAUAAAAUUCAUCGAAUAAGGAUGCAAACGUUUUCCACGCUUACAAACGUGCAUCGACCAACACUUCAACCUGUCUUCUUUUUCGUCUGCUAUGUAAAACUUUUUUCGAAUAAUUUUAAAAUUACGUUCUGUACAAUUCUCAUUUAUCUCGCGUUAAUUCUUAUCGUUGAAAAUAUUACCAUUGAAAUUUCGAAUAUCCGUCACUCGAAAAACGACAAUCUCAAAUUAUACGAUAACGAAAGUCUACUCGAUCCCAACCGAUGGAAAAAGUUCCCUCGUUUCGACUGGUAGAUUUUGGAACGAUCUGUACGCGUCGUGUUCACAUCUAUCAAACAUCGAUUUUCGUAGCGUUUACACGACGCAGGCACAUUCUCGCAGCGUCUUUGUUUUUUCGUAACGACGUUUUACCAUUUCGACUUUGUAAUAUCACUUGAUAACCACACGAGUAGAUGAUAUAAUCGAGGCGACCGAGUGAGGGGGACGUGAAAUUCGAGCGUGACCGAGAACUUAGCGAGUAGAAUGUCCUAAACUUGUACGAAGCAUUUCGACUUUUCUUACUUUUUUCCGACGUGGGGAACGCGUGCGAGAAAUUUUUAGGUACCUGUAAUUAAUAUUGUUAACGACUAUACAUAUAUAUUAUAUACAUAUAUUAUAUAAAGAAAAAAAAAAGAAACCAUGGCGCCUUCGACGACUCGCACCAUCACUCUACGAACUUACGGUAGCAGACUGUCCCGUGGAAAAUGAUUGACAGUGGUUCGCUCGAACUGGCACGGACGUGCAUCGAUUUCACCAAAUAUCAUACAGAAAAAAUCGUCGCGAGGUGUCAGUUUGAGACUGACUGCCACUUUGUCGUUAAACGAUCAACAUUAUAAAGCUUGACUCUUCGACCACUUGUUCUAUGAUGUCGCGUCAUCGACCGAAUCUGAUCGAUCUAAAUGUUACCUACUUUUUUAAAAGUGUAAAUUAAAUAUUACCUUUCUAUUGUCGAUCGUUGAUUGUUAGAGUAAACGUAGACAGAACUAUCGAAUUCUUUUUCUUUCUCUAAUAAAUUGUUAACGAUAAAGUAAUUAUAGAGUUGUGAAGGAAAUCAUAGGACAAAGGGUUACCCUUGAUAUAAUGAUGUUAACCUUGAGUUUAUGGAACGUUCAGUUUUAUUAUUUAAAUAUAUCUAACGUUUGACCAGAAACAUUGUUAAGUAUUAGCUGAAUUUAUAGAUAUUAUAAAAAGAAAGAGUAUUUAUGAAAAUGAUUAUUAGACUUCUAUUUGUUUCAUAAUUUCUGUUUAUGAUUUUAAUGUAUAAAGUGUAAGGUUGUUAUAGUAACAUGUUGGCAGAUAUGCGAAAUUUAUAAAUUUAAGUAAGUUUGAAAAUAUUUAUGUUCCGAUUCAUGGAUCAAUCGUUAUUAUUAAGAAAGAAGAGUAGAAGUUGUAUAGUUUUAAGAAAGACGUACACGAAGAUCGAUGUGGCAGCCAAGGCAUCGAGAGACGGCGGACUGUUAGUCACUUUCCACGAUGCGAAAUGUCUUGAACGCGAUUGUUAGCGGAAGCUUUUUUCCUCGAAGCAAAAAUACGUACGCUUGCGUUUUCCUCGGCGUUUAACAAGGGUAACAUGCAGAUCGAAGAGCAGAAUUAAUUGUCUACCGACAAAGUAUCUGUAGAGAGACCGCAGAAUCCCGUUGAAUAAAACUUUUAGCAGCAAUAACACUGAUAACCAACACGUAGCGAACGAUUAACUAGCGUAAAAGACCAAUAGGAUGAUAUUCACGAUUUCUAAUUCAUAAAGAGUAAGUCUAGCACGUUAAAAUAUCGAGUUGGAUCGAUCGUUUUGGAAACGCUUUUCCGUCGGAGCAACUUUUUUUCAAUAGAGCCGAAGAGAGGACAAUAUUCCACCGAAUCUUGUAUCUUCUGUUAUUUUCUUGUAACAAAUCAACCGAGAAAAGAAAAUAACAAAGAUAUCGUUAGUAUACUUUAACAAUGAAACAUCUCGGAAAAGGACCAUAAGCGUUUAGCCAUAAAUAGAUCGUCGUAUAUUCAUAGCAUACGUGUAACUUAGAUCAUCCAACAAAGCGAACAAAUUUAUUCAAUCUCAAUUUCUGUAAACCAGUCAACGUUCAUAAGAAUAUUUAUCGCGAAGCGUGAAACGAGAAUCGAUUCAGUUAAGAUUGAGAAAGGUUUCCAAAGUACUGUAACUAGUCUGCAUGAACAAAAUUCUUCGAAAGAAAAAAAUCCUUCAAAAAGAACAUUUCUAUUUAACGUAAUUAGUUUAAUAAAAUUAGUUGUUAAUGUAACUAGCUCUUAAUGUAAUUAUGGGAAUCCGCUCUGUAGAGAUUUCUUAGGUUGAUUAGCCACUCGAAAUGCUAAAGAUUAUGGUCCAAGAUAGUUGUAUUUCAGUUCUAAGUAGUUGUCAAUAGCACCCCUGAGUUGACUUUAUAUUUGACACGUUAGCACCUAUGACGUCUUUCUACGCCGUAUAAAUUUUACAUGCGAAUCUUACGUGAUCGUACAUUCUACAUGCAAUGUUGCACAGUUGACAAUCAUUGCUUUCAUACGAUGAAAUUUCCAUUUUACAAUACUGCAUUAUUUCAAGCCGCAAUCACUGAAUUGUCCCAGCGAUUGCAAUACGUUAUAUACCUCUUGCUGCGAAAGUUUCGGGAACAAAUGAGAAAAGUCACAAACAAGUUUGAACUAAUGGUUUCAUUGUUUUUCAAACUAUUCUCCUUCAACGUUAAUACAUUCUCCAUUGUGCUGUGCCAUCACUUUUUAAACUUAACACGUUGCAUAUCGGGUAAUUUUAAGAAAAUCACUAUACGUAGAAAAAUACAAUAUCUUAUUAUUAUUUAAUAUAUUUUAAACAAAUGAUAGAUUCUGAUAAAAUGUAAUUUUUAAAGAUUUGUAUAAACACGAGAUUUCGUUCUUCGUAUUCAAUGUGUUGAGAACGCGGGGCUUCACUGAAAUGAGGAAUAACAAAAUGGCCGUAAAAAUGGCGGAUUCCCGAGACUUUCGCAGCAAGCGACGUACCAUCGAUCGAAUCACGACAUCCAAGUUUGCCAAUAGAUUUCGCUGCGUCCACCGCGAACGAUCAGUGUUCCCUGAAAAUCGGCGAAUAGCGUUUCCAAAGCGACCGAUUCAAUGGCAGUACAUUGCUCAAUACCACUGAUCGGGACUCGAAAAUGGAAACAAGACUCACUCUUGCGUUCACGGGAGCGUAACAGCCGCACGACGCACGGACUUGAAUCACGCGUAGACAUAUGGUACCGUUCCAUUGGGUGAUCCCAUAAAUAAUUUGGUUCUUUAUAUUUCUCUUGUUUCUCGGAAUGAAGAUAAACAAAUCUGUUUCUAACAUAAGACAUAUUUCCCUUCAUUGUCUACGAAUUGUCUAUAUUAUGAUUGCUUCAAAAAAAAGGUUCGUUUAUCUCUAUUUUUAAAAAUAAAGAUAAACAACUCUGUUCCUAAGGUAAAACAUGUUCUCCUUCGUUAUAUAUAAAUUGUCUAUCUGUACAUUGUAAUUACUUUAAAACAAGCUUCGUUUAUCUUCAUUUUUAAAAAUGGAAGGAACAUAAAAGAAUCUUAUUAUUUUUUAUAGGAUGACCCAAUAGUUUCGUAAAACGGUGUAUUUCUUGUAUAAAAAAACGAAACGAAGGGAACCACCAUUUCGUCCCUUCGGGCGGAAACCGCCGGGGAUUGUGGGUCUCGAAGCCGCGCGACAAUGCCGAAAAGAAAAUAUUUCGAAUCGAUCCGCGAGGAGAAGGAACUCUAGAUAAUCAUUUCGAGCGUGUGUGGGUGCGCCGAAUGCCAGUGGGAGGAUGAGAGUGCUGUUCCAAGUGAAUCUUUUACGCGACGACGGCGGAGAAAAAAACGGCGAGAAAAGAAAGCAAACACUGGGUCAGUAAACUUCGAGCGUUUCAAGAGAAGAAUUUGUUGUACAGCCGCCGCUUCCUAAAACUGUAUCCGAAUCGUUGCAAAACAACGGUACUCGCUUGCACGCGCGCGCGCGCGCGAGUCAUCGCGGUUAAUUCCGUUCGCGAGCCGCAGGGACGUCGCGAAAAUUUCCGCGCGAAACGCUUCGGCGCACGUUUUACUUCUUGAAAAGCUCGAAAUCGGUUGGACGUGUGUUUCAUUUGUUUUCCGUUCACCUUUUUCCAUGGAUUGCGCGUACCGGGAUGCAAGGUUCGACAACAAGCAUGCGUACUUUAGCUGAAUUACCUUGUUUCUUAAACCGAACUUAGCGAGAAAACAUACACAACACAGAGGCCAAAACAGACAAAGGAAGGAUGAGAGAAUUCUUGUAAAGAGCGAGAGUGGUUAACCUACUGGAACGAUAGGCGACGCGAGAGAGCGAGAGAGAGCGAGAGAGAGCGUGCGAGAGAGAGCGACAGAGAACGAGAGAGAAAGAGAGAGCGUGCGAGAGAAAGAAAGCCUGAGAGACCGUGCGGGAGAAAGGGUGAGAGAGGGAAUGAGCGAAAGGGAACGAAAGAGUGCGAGCGAGAUAGAGUGAGAGAGAGCGAAAGAAAGUGCGAGAGAGAACGAGAGUGUGAAAGAGAGCGAGCGAGAGAAAGUGAGAGGGAGAGGGAGUAAG